This is a messenger RNA of Lactuca sativa (garden lettuce), 2201 nucleotides long. Its product is annotated as adenine/guanine permease AZG1. Gene Ontology annotation, cellular component: plasma membrane. Gene Ontology annotation, molecular function: purine nucleobase transmembrane transporter activity. NCBI's taxonomy places the organism in Eukaryota, Viridiplantae, Streptophyta, Magnoliopsida, Asterales, Asteraceae. The record is from RefSeq and is a predicted model, not a curated record. Gene Ontology annotation, biological process: guanine transport; transmembrane transport; adenine transport.
UGUUUUUAAUCUUUGAUUGUGUUUAUAUAUAAUUGAUUUUAACUUUAAAUAGACAGUUAUGCUAUUUCAUUUGGUUUUUUGUUUAAAACCUUAUUAUUUACAUAUGAUUACUUAUUUAUUGUUAGUUUUGGAUAUUUCGAUUGGAUGUAGAAAUUUCUAAUAUAUUUUUUGGCAUAAUGCGACUCACCUGGUAUAUAUAUAAUUUGAGAAAGAUUCAUCUCAUGGAAUCUCAAACCAAUCUCCCCUCCAUAAAACUCUCUUUUUGGAACAAACACAACACAAGGCAAAAGCCAUGAUCACCUCCUCAGGUAUUUGCUCUUUCUAGUCCCUACCAAACUCGAAUGGCGACUGCCGUCCCACCGCCGCCGCUAACUCGUCUCAACACCUUUGUUGCCAGAUCCCGAAUCGGAAAACGCUUCAAACUCGACGAACGUAACACCACCUUCACCACAGAGCUCCGCGCAGGCACCGCCACCUUUCUCACCAUGGCCUAUAUCCUCGCUGUUAACGCCUCCAUCCUCUCAGACUCCGGCGCAACUUGUUCGGUUUCCGACUGCAUCCCUCUCUGUUCCGACCCUUCUUUCACCUCCAAUUGCACCGGUCCCAAUCUCCGUCUCAUCCAACCCGAUAUCUCCUGCAAGUUUCCGCCUGUAAACCCCGGUUACACCGCCUGUCUAGAAAGAGUCCGGAAAGACCUCAUUGUUGCUACCGUCGCAUCGUCUCUCAUUGGCUGCGUGAUCAUGGGAACUUUCGCUAAUUUACCCUUGGCCUUAGCUCCGGGAAUGGGUACUAACGCCUACUUUGCUUACACCGUCGUCGGAUUUCACGGCUCCGGUAACAUUUCUUAUGAAAGCGCACUCGCCGCCGUUUUCAUCGAAGGAAUGAUUUUUCUAUUAAUCUCUGCCGUGGGUUUACGAGCUAAACUCGCCAAGCUAGUUCCAAAACCAGUCCGGAUCUCCUCCUCCGCGGGCAUCGGAUUGUUUUUAGCGUUUAUCGGUCUGCAGAACAACGAAGGCAUCGGCUUAAUCGGGUACAGUGCUUCCACGCUCGUUACGUUAGGCGCGUGUCCAAACUCUUCACGCGCGUCACUAGCUCCGGUUAUCACUUUCCCAAACGGCACUAUUUCUCUGCUCCCCGGCGGCUCAGUCUCCGGCAAUAUCAUGUGUGUCAAUAAUCGAAUGGAGAGCCCAACGUUGUGGCUUGGUGUGGUCGGCUUCGUAAUUAUAGCUUAUUGUUUGGUUAAAAACAUAAAAGGAGCAAUGAUUUACGGCAUCGUAUUUGUGACGGCGGUUUCAUGGUUCCGUAAUACGCAAGUAACUGUCUUUCCAGAUACUCCGACCGGUGACUCUUCAUUUCAGUACUUCAAAAAGAUAGUCGACGUUCAUAAAAUCCAAUCAACCGCCGGCGCAUUAAGCUUUUCAAGCAUCAACAAAGGCUAUUUCUGGGAAGCAUUAGUGACCUUCCUUUAUGUCGACAUCCUGGACACCACCGGAACCCUAUAUUCCAUGGCACGUUUCGCCGGAUUCAGCAACGAAGACGGGGAUUUCGAAGGACAGUACUUCGCUUUCAUGUCCGACGCGUCGGCAAUAGUGGUGGGAUCGUUACUUGGUACAUCACCUGUAACGGCGUACAUCGAGUCGUCAACAGGGAUAAGGGAAGGGGGGAGGACCGGAAUAACGGCGUUGACGGUGGCAGGGUAUUUCAUGCUGGCAUUCUUCUUUACGCCGUUGCUGGCAUCGAUUCCGGCAUGGGCGGUGGGUCCGCCGUUGAUUCUGGUGGGUGUGUUGAUGAUGAAAUCAGUGGUGGAGAUUGAUUGGGACGAUAUGCGGCAGGCGAUACCUGCGUUCAUGACGUUGAUAUUGAUGCCAUUGACGUACUCCAUCGCGUAUGGUUUGAUCGGCGGGAUAGGAACGUACAUGGUACUGAAUUUGUGGGAUUGUGGUGAGGGGUUAUUGAGUAAAUAUGGAAUUCUUAAGGGGGUAAGGAGUAAUGAAUUUAUUAUUAAUGGUAGUUUAGGGGAAAAUGGUGUAAUUAAGGAAAAUAGUGUGGUGGAAAGUAGGAAGGCACUUGAGGUUUAGGUUGAAUUUUCCACUUUUUUUUUUUUUUUUUUCCCUUUUUUAAUAUGUAACAUGGAUUAUUUAAUAUUUAUUACUACUAUUAUUAUAUUAUUUUAUAAAAGUGAAAAUCAUGUGGAUUUUAAA